Messenger RNA from Telopea speciosissima, 933 nucleotides. RefSeq lists its product as uncharacterized. The record is from RefSeq and is a predicted model, not a curated record. Lineage: Eukaryota; Viridiplantae; Streptophyta; Magnoliopsida; Proteales; Proteaceae. The coding region runs from base 1 to 933 and encodes 310 amino acids. The transcript is spliced from 3 exons.
AUGACGAGAAUUGAACAAGCCGUGAAGGAUAAAGUCUUGGAACUCCAAGAUCAGCUACAAGAAGUCAUAAAGGGAAAGAACCAGGCCUCAAUCCACAAUUUCCACUUCACAACAGAUCUUGCAUUUACAGAUGAGGUGCAAAACCUGGAUCCAAUGGUGAAAUUCCAAGCUCUGUGGAGUGGAAUCUGUGAUAUCGAGUUAAAAAAGUCAUUAAUCAUGGAUGAACCCAGAGAUAUGUAUGAACUAUUUUCAAGGUGCGAAAAGUAUAUCAACUUGGCUAAAGUUCUUGCGGCAGAAAGGGGAGACAAAACUGAGAAGAAGGCUCCGUGGAAGAAGGAAGAGAUUCCUCGAGAGGCCGGCACAAAGCGCAACCGAGAUGAUGAGGAUGGAAAGAAAAGAAAAGAUGAUAGAAAAGCUUGGGCUCCUCGGGCCCCAGAUAGAGAAUCCGAGCCAAGUUAUAUUGCCCUGACACACGCCCAGGCACAUAUAUUGAACGAGAUUAAAGAUCAAACAACCCUAGCAAAAAUGGUCAAGCCAGCCCACGAGCGCAAUAAAAACAAGUACUACCGUUUUCACCAAGAUCAUGGUCAUGAUACCGAGGAAUGCAGACAGUUGAAGGACGAGAUAGAAGCGCUCAUCCAGAGAGGGCGUCUCAAACGAUUCAUCAAAAAGGAGGAGAAUGACCGAAGGAUGAAAUACAGAGCUCGAGAGCCCGAGGGAAGGCGGAGAUCAUCCCCUAAAGCUAAUAAAGAGGAACUCCCCCGAGGUGAACCCCACGGACCUGGCACAGGGGGAGAAACCUCCAACUCUCGAAAGCACCAUGCAUGGAAUACGCCCCAUGACGAUGCCUUGGUGAUUAAGAUGGUGAUUGCUAACUGCGCGCUAGGGAGAAUCUUGGUAGAUAAUGGGAGUUCAGUUGACAUCCUAUAUUAA